This is a messenger RNA of Ctenocephalides felis (cat flea), 3026 nucleotides long. RefSeq names its product glutamate receptor ionotropic, kainate 2-like. The record is from RefSeq and is a predicted model, not a curated record. Gene Ontology annotation, cellular component: plasma membrane; postsynaptic membrane. The transcript has 15 exons. Gene Ontology annotation, biological process: synaptic transmission, glutamatergic; modulation of chemical synaptic transmission; monoatomic ion transport. Bases 129 to 2723 code for a protein of 864 amino acids. Lineage: Eukaryota; Metazoa; Arthropoda; Insecta; Siphonaptera; Pulicidae. Gene Ontology annotation, molecular function: glutamate-gated receptor activity; transmitter-gated monoatomic ion channel activity involved in regulation of postsynaptic membrane potential.
CACUCGUGCUCCUUAUAUUGGGGCCAUGUCUUGUCAAAUGCAAAAAACGAAUACCCAUUGGAGGUGUCUUUAUCGAAAGAGAUACUCCAGCCGAAUUGGCGUUCAGAAAUGCUGUGGAUAGAUCAAAUAUGUAUAGCCGAAAUAUCGAACUCAUUCCUCAAUCUUACUAUGUCGGAGCAGAAGAUAGUUUUAAAAUGAUGAAGACAGUAUGCAACAUGACCCAAAGUGGCGUGGCAGCGAUAUUUGGGCCAAUGACCAAUGAAACGGCUGGAAUAGUUGGUUCCAUAUCCGAAAAUGUGGAAAUGCCAAAUUUACAAGUACAUUGGUCACCCAGGCCGACUGACAGACGCAUGGUUCUGAAUUUGUAUCCAGACGCUGGAUCUUUGGCCAAUGCCUUGGCUGAUCUGGUUGUGGACUACGAUUGGAAGAGUUUUACCAUCGUUUAUGAAAGAGAUGAUGGUUUAGUUCGUCUAAAAGAAAUGUUAAAAAUCCACGGUCCUCAAGAUCCACCCAUCACAGUGCGCCAAUUGAGUCCUGGUGGAGAUUACAGACCACUUUUCAAAGAAAUUAGGGACACCUUGGAAACAAGAAUUAUUUUGGAUUGCUCACCGGAUAGAGUAGUCGAGAUAUUAAGGCAAGCAAAUGAUGUCAAAAUGCUCGAAGCUUAUCAGAGUUACAUUAUAACAUCAUUAGAUACCCACACAAUAGAUUUUGAAGAAUUGAAAUUUGGAAGAGCAAAUAUAACUGCAAUGAGAAUGCUGGAUCCAACAAGUUUCGAAAUAAGAAAUGCUGUUUUAGAUUGGGAAGAAGGCGAAAGAAGAUUUGGGAGGAAACUGGAUAUAACGCCCAAUACUGUUACGGUAGAAGCUGCGCUAAUGUACGAUGCCGUGAAUUUAUUUGCUACAGCAUUUGGGGAACUAAAUGAACAAAAUCCAAUAACGACGGAAUCGUUGGAUUGUUCCCAAAAACAGAAGUGGAUACAUGGAUUAGGGCUAUUGGAAUAUAUAAAACUGAAAACUUUAACUGGCCUCACCGGUCCAAUAGAAAUCGAUGAGAAUGGUCGAAGAACAAGUUUCAAUUUAGAAGUCAUCGAGCUGUCCGAACAUGGAUUCAAGAAAAUAGCAACUUGGGAUCCUGUUAACAGAAUAAACAAUACACGUAGUAUGGGCGAAGUUUAUUCCAAAAUAGUUCAAAGUUUGCAAAACAGGACCAUGAUAGUAUCAUCAAGAAUUGGAGCACCAUUUCUGAUGAAGCGAAUACCCAAGGAUGGUGAAAUAUUAGAAGGCAAUGCCAGAUACGAAGGAUAUUCUUUGGAUCUAAUAGACGGAAUAUCAAAACUGUUAGGAUUCAAAUAUGUUUUCGAACUAACUCCAGAUAAUGCUUAUGGAUCAUAUGAUAAAGAAAAGAAAAGUUGGAAUGGUUUGGUAAAACAGUUGCUUGACAGAAAAGCAGACUUGGCAAUUUGUGAUUUAACCAUCACAUACGACAGGAGAAGCGUCGUUGAUUUUACUAUGCCAUUUAUGACUUUAGGUAUCAGUAUUUUAUACGCAAAACCAAUUAAGCAACCACCAGAUCUUUUCUCAUUUCUUUCACCACUCUCUUUGGAAGUGUGGUUACUAAUGGCAAUCGCCUAUAUCGGUGUAUCAGUUUUAUUGUUCGUCUUAGCCAGGAUGGCUCCAGAAGAUUGGGAAAAUCCCCAUCCUUGCAAUCAAGAACCAGAAGAACUUGAAAACAUUUGGCAUAUGUUGAACUGCGUUUGGUUGACUAUGGGAUCUAUUAUGGGUCAAGGUUGUGAUAUUCUACCAAAGGCGAUAUCAACGCGUAUGGUAACUGGUGCUUGGUGGUUCUUUGCACUGAUCAUGUUGGCUUCGUAUACCGCCAACUUGGCUGCCUUUUUGACUAUGGACCGUAUGGAAGUGUCCAUUGAAAGUGCAGAAGAUUUAGCAAAACAGACAAAAAUCAAAUAUGGUGCAGUGAUAGGAGGAUCGACACUUUCUUUUUUUAAGGAAUCGAAUUUUUCAACUUAUCAACGUAUGUGGGCUAAUAUGGAGUCAGCUAGGCCAAGUGUUUUUACUACAAGCAAUGACGAGGGAGUCGAACGUGUCCUAAAAGGCAAAAGAUUAUAUGCUUUUCUCAUGGAAUCUACAAGUUUGCAAUACGUGAUAGAACGAAAUUGCGAACUUACACAGAUUGGCGGAAGAUUAGAUUCAAAAGGCUACGGAAUUGCUAUGCCAGUCAAUUCCCCUUACCGUACAGCAAUAAGCGGAGCAGUGCUCAAAAUGCAGGAGGAAGGAAAACUUCACCAGCUCAAGACCAAGUGGUGGAAGGAAAUGCACGGAGGCGGAAAAUGUACGGCAGACGCUCAAGUUUCAGACGAUUCGGCAGCAGAAUUGGGCAUCGACAACGUGGGUGGUGUUUUCGUCGUCUUGGGUUGCGGUUGCGGAGUUGCAGUUGUGAUAGCAAUGUUGGAAUUCUUGUGGAACGUGCGAAAAGUCGCGGUGGAAGAAAAGAUAACGCCAUGGGAAGCAUUUUGCACUGAAUUGAAAUUUGCGCUUAACUUUUGGAUAGUAACAAAACCUGUACAUAAUAAACCGAGUGAGUCAGGAUCCCAAAAAUCUUCGAAAUCUCGAGAAUUGUCAGAAUCUAGAUCAACUGCAGUUAAUGCAUUAAAUACAGCAUCAAGUUUCUUAAAUCUCGAUAAAGCUGGAAACUUAUUUCACUAAAGCCGAUUGUUUUUUUUUUGUGAACUCUCCAUACUAAUUCCGCAGAAAUACAUGAGUACAUAUGCAUUUUUUCCAUGAAUAGUUAUAAUCAAAUCAAAUAAAUAACUAUAAAUGCAUUAAAUCAAAUGUAUAUACAAUUGUAUCAAUAUCUUUACGCACUAAUUUGUAGAUAUAAUUCUAGGUGAAAAAAAGCAAAGACAUAAAGCAUCCUAAAUAACUUGAAUGUAUUAUUGUAGGAUAAUUUACAAUGUAUCCAGAAAUAAGGACUCUGUCCUUUCUGAAUCAUUACUGUAAAAAUUAAUA